Messenger RNA from Pan troglodytes (chimpanzee), 2175 nucleotides. RefSeq names its product guanylate binding protein 2 (gene GBP2). The transcript has 11 exons. NCBI's taxonomy places the organism in Eukaryota, Metazoa, Chordata, Mammalia, Primates, Hominidae. Bases 292 to 2067 code for a protein of 591 amino acids. Gene Ontology annotation, molecular function: GTPase activity; GTP binding. The record is from RefSeq and is a predicted model, not a curated record.
GCUUUAGUUGAUACUUUGUUUCAUAUUAGUGCAUUUCUUUGCAGAGGUUACCUCUUUUUCUUGUCUCUCGUCAGGUCUCUGACAUUGACAGAGCCUGGACGUUGGAGGAAGCCCCAGGACGUUGGAGGAGUAAAGUAAAAGUCCACAGUUACCGUGAGAGAAAAAAGAGGGAGAAAGCAGUGCAGCCAAACUCAGAAGAAAAGAGAGGAGGAAAAGGACUCGACUUUCACAUUGUAACAACCUUCUUUCCAGUGCUAAAGGAUCUCUGAUCUGGGGAACAACACCCUGGACAUGGCUCCAGAGAUCAACUUGCCGGGCCCAAUGAGCCUCAUUGAUAACACUAAAGGGCAGCUGGUGGUGAAUCCAGAAGCUCUGAAGAUCCUAUCUGCAAUUACGCAGCCUGUGGUGGUGGUGGCGAUUGUGGGCCUCUAUCGCACAGGCAAAUCCUACCUGAUGAACAAGCUGGCUGGGAAGAAAAACGGCUUCUCUCUAGGCUCCACAGUGAAGUCUCACACCAAGGGAAUCUGGAUGUGGUGUGUGCCUCAUCCCAAGAAGCCAGAACACACCCUAGUUCUGCUCGACACUGAGGGCCUGGGAGAUAUAGAGAAGGGUGACAAUGAGAAUGACUCCUGGAUCUUUGCCUUGGCCAUCCUCCUGAGCAGCACCUUCGUGUACAAUAGCAUGGGAACCAUCAACCAGCAGGCCAUGGACCAACUUCACUAUGUGACAGAGCUGACAGAUCGAAUCAAGGCAAACUCCUCACCUGGUAAUAAUUCUGUAGACGACUCGGCUGACUUUGUGAGCUUUUUUCCAGCAUUUGUGUGGACUCUCAGAGAUUUCACCCUGGAACUGGAAGUAGAUGGAGAACCCAUCACUGCUGAUGACUACUUGGAGCUUUCGCUAAAGCUAAGAAAAGGUACUGAUAAAAAAAGUAAAAGCUUUAACGAUCCUCGGUUGUGCAUCCGAAAGUUCUUCCCCAAGAGGAAGUGCUUCGUCUUCGAUUGGCCCGCUCCUAAGAAGUACCUUGCUCACCUAGAGCAGCUAAAGGAGGAAGAGCUGAACCCUGAUUUCAUAGAACAAGUUGCAGAAUUUUGUUCCUACAUCCUCAGCCAUUCCAAUGUCAAGACUCUUUCAGGUGGCAUUCCAGUCAAUGGGCCUCGUCUAGAGAGCCUGGUGCUGACCUACGUCAAUGCCAUCAGCAGUGGGGAUCUACCCUGCAUGGAGAACGCAGUCCUGGCCUUGGCCCAGAUAGAGAACUCAGCCGCAGUGGAAAAGGCUAUUGCCCACUAUGAACAGCAGAUGGGCCAGAAGGUGCAGCUGCCCACGGAAACCCUCCAGGAGCUGCUGGACCUGCACAGGGACAGUGAGAGAGAGGCCAUUGAAGUCUUCAUGAAGAACUCUUUCAAGGAUGUGGACCAAAUGUUCCAGAGGAAAUUAGGGGCCCAGUUGGAAGCAAGGCGAGAUGACUUUUGUAAGCAGAAUUCCAAAGCAUCGUCAGAUUGUUGCAUGGCUUUACUUCAGGAUAUAUUUGGCCCUUUAGAAGAAGAUGUCAAGCAGGGAACAUUUUCUAAACCAGGAGGUUACCGUCUCUUUACUCAGAAGCUGCAGGAGCUGAAGAAUAAGUACUACCAGGUGCCAAGGAAGGGGAUACAGGCCAAAGAGGUGCUGAAAAAAUAUUUGGAGUCCAAGGAGGAUGUGGCUGAUGCACUUCUACAGACUGAUCAGUCACUCUCAGAAAAGGAAAAAGCGAUUGAAGUGGAACGUAUAAAGGCUGAAUCUGCAGAAGCUGCAAAGAAAAUGUUGGAGGAAAUACAAAAGAAGAAUGAGGAGAUGAUGGAACAGAAAGAGAAGAGUUAUCAGGAACAUGUGAAACAAUUGACUGAGAAGAUGGAGAGGGACAGGGCCCAGUUAAUGGCAGAGCAAGAGAAGACCCUCGCUCUUAAACUUCAGGAACAGGAACGCCUUCUCAAGGAGGGAUUCGAGAAUGAGAGCAAGAGACUUCAAAAAGACAUAUGGGAUAUCCAGAUGAGAAGCAAAUCUUUGGAGCCAAUAUGUAACAUACUCUAAAAGUCCAAGGAGCAAAAUUUGCCUGUCCAGCUCCCCCUCCCCAAGAAACAACAUGAAUGAGCAACUUCAGAGUGUCAAACAACUGCCAUUAAACUUAACUCAAAAUCA